Molecule: messenger RNA, 2589 nt
Organism: Petromyzon marinus (sea lamprey)
Lineage: Eukaryota; Metazoa; Chordata; Hyperoartia; Petromyzontiformes; Petromyzontidae
Product: neuronal acetylcholine receptor subunit alpha-5-like
Biological process (GO): monoatomic ion transmembrane transport
Cellular component (GO): postsynaptic membrane
Molecular function (GO): acetylcholine-gated monoatomic cation-selective channel activity; transmembrane signaling receptor activity
Source: RefSeq, a predicted model, not a curated record
GUAAAGAGGGGGGGGGGCAGAGCGCACACUCGAUUUGAUCGAUAAAGUGCGAACGUCCUCGUUCUCAUGCUCGUCCGCACUUGGGAGCACCUGAACCCCGCUUGCGCGAGCGUUCGCUGCUCGUUUUCAAUAGUGUCCUCCUGUACCCUCCUCCUCACCCCCAACCUCCAUCAUCCAUGCGUCCAGCACUCCCACUCCCACCUCCGCCGUUCUAUUCCCAGCACCACCAUCACCAUCGCUACCACCAUCAUUAUUAUUAUCAUCACCACCACCACUACGCUCCUCUCGCCGAAAUGAAGUCGGCGGAGUGCCCGUGAUCUCGCGUCUCGCGUGUAUCGAGCAACCGCGUCGAGUGGAGGAGGCGAGCGCGACGCACGGCGCACCACGGCCAUGCGUUUACUGCAGAUGCGCAUCGUGGCGUUUCUGGCGGUGAUGCUCUCCCUGCCCGCCCAAGUGCCGUCGCUAUCCCUGGCCGAGCUGGAGGACCGGCUGCUCAAGAGGAUGCUGAAGGACUACCAGAAGUGGGUGCGCCCUGUGGACAAGCUCAGCGACACGGUGGAGGUCAAGUUUGGCCUCGGCAUUGCCCAGCUGGUGGAUGUGGAUGAAAAAAAUCAGCUCAUGACCACAAACGUCUGGCUGAAGCAGGAGUGGGUGGAUAUUAAUCUCAGAUGGAAUCCUGACGACUACGGUGGGAUUAACUCAAUCCGUGUUCCCGCGAGCUCGAUAUGGCUUCCCGACAUAGUGCUCUACGACAACGCCGACGGCCGCUUCGAAGGCUCCAUCGUCACCAAGGCGGUGGUGAAACACGACGGCCGGAUCAAGUGGACGCCGCCGGCCAUCUACAAGAGCUCGUGCACCAUCGACGUCACAUUCUUCCCCUUCGACCAGCAGAACUGCUCCAUGAAGUUCGGCUCGUGGACGUACGACGGCACCCUCGUCGACCUCAUCAUGGUCAACAGCGACGUGGACCGCGGCGAGUACUUCGACAACGGCGAGUGGGAGUUCCUGAACGCCACGGGCAACAAGGGCGUGCGCCUCGACGGCCACCGCUUCUACCCGUACAUCACGUACUCGUUCGUCAUCCGCCGCCUGCCCCUCUUCUACACGCUCUUCCUCAUCGUGCCGUGCCUGGGCCUCUCCUUCCUCACGGUCUUCGUCUUCUACCUGCCCUCCGACGAAGGCGAGAAGAUCUCGCUGUGCACCUCCGUGCUCGUGUCCCUCACCGUCUUCCUGCUGGUCAUCGAGGAAAUCAUCCCGUCCUCGUCCAAGGUGAUUCCGCUCAUCGGCGAGUACCUGCUCUUCAUCAUGAUCUUCGUCACGCUCUCCAUCAUCAUCACGGUGUUCGUCAUCAACGUGCACCAUCGCUCGUCGUCCACCCACCACCCGAUGGCACCCUGGGUGCGCCAGCUCUUCCUUCACAAGCUGCCCAAGAUCCUGUGCAUGCGGAGUCACGUCGACCGCUACACGGCGCCGGACGAGGCGGACCGCGACCAUCCGGGCCGCGCGGGCUGCGCCUGCCACGGCGGGGAGUCGCCGCCCAGCGCCUCCGAGCGCCUCAUCCUCACGGCCAUCGACUCGGUGCGCUACAUCACGCGGCACAUCAAGAAGGAGAACGAAGUCCGAGAGGUGGUUGAAGACUGGAAGUUCGUGGCUCAAGUCGUGGACAGAAUAUUACUGUGGACCUUCUUGUCGGUCUCGGUCUUCGGAUCCAUACUCAUUUUCCUUCCGACAAUCUACGCCUGGCGCAGCUUUGACUUCUAAGCGUCAACUUCACCGAAAUCCCCUGCGCCUAAAUAAUAAUAAUAAUUAUAUUUGCAACCGUAAGAAGACACGUUUUUUUGUCUUGCCUUAACUGGAUGGAGAUUUUGUCCGAUUCACCUGUUAGUUCGUAACGCGCAAGCACACACACACACAAACACACGUGACACGUUUGGCUGAUCCUUUUAUAUUGUCUCAUCCACCGUUAGCCUAAUGCUACUUUAUCCAGCAGCUCUUGUUCGUACUGUUGGAGAGUACGGGAACAAAAAACGCAACUGUGGUUACCUGCGCUAAAGAAGUUAACGUUACGUAGAGAAAACUAGAAAACUAUUUAAUGCAUGCUUUUCAGCAUGAACGUUUCAUGAAUUACCGUAAAAGCACAACUCCUAACGGCGCAGCUUUGUAUAUAUAUAAAAAAAAACGUUUGCCAUAAUAAGACUUUGCCAAUACGGCAAAAACAGACGCACGGUUCGCGGCAGGAGGCAGCCUGUAAUUGUUCUUAUCAGCCGUUAUCCCUGUGUGUCUCUUCCCGGGCUGGUCGUGGUCACCUCUCACCCACCAAAGUAACCUGCAACACUUAUACACCCUUCUCCCUGUGUGACCCCCACACGCCACUGUGACCCCACGUGACACCAUGGUCUGCGAUGGGCAUUUUCACUCUGCCACAACGGAUCGCUGUCGCUGUUCCCAGAAUGACUUGUACAAUAUCUCACACGUCGGAUUCAUCGGAGUGUCUAAACGCUUUUCAAAAGACACGCACACAACAACGGGACAACGAGAUUGGAGCAUCCAGGUGAAGGGAGGCAUGCUGGUUUAUUUAUUUAAUGAAAU